Messenger RNA from Syzygium oleosum, 645 nucleotides. RefSeq names its product sulfiredoxin, chloroplastic/mitochondrial. Lineage: Eukaryota; Viridiplantae; Streptophyta; Magnoliopsida; Myrtales; Myrtaceae. Gene Ontology annotation, cellular component: cytoplasm. Gene Ontology annotation, biological process: cellular response to oxidative stress. Gene Ontology annotation, molecular function: sulfiredoxin activity. The record is from RefSeq and is a predicted model, not a curated record. Bases 56 to 454 code for a protein of 132 amino acids. The transcript has 5 exons.
UGUAUGAUAUUUUAAGUACAGAGUGUCUUCUUGGUCAGGUUCAGUGCAGUGUUGAAUGGCGAGCUUCGUGCUUCAGCUCCCGACGACGACGACGAGCAGAUGGAGAAGCUUCUCCGUCUCCGCCUCCGCCUCCUCGAACGGGGCUGCUCCGGGUCAGAGUCAAAGCGUUGGCCAAGGGAAAGGCGGGCCGGUGAUAGUGGAGCUGCCGCUGGACAAGAUCAGGAGGCCACUGAUGCGAACGAGGGCGAAUGAUCCGGUCAAAGUGAAGGACCUCAUGGACAGCAUCCAAGAGAUCGGCCUCCAAGUCCCUAUUGAUGUGCUCGAUGUCGAUGGAGUUUACUAUGGCUUCUCCGGUUGUCAUCGCUACGAAGCUCAUCAGCGCCUCGGCCUACCAACGAUCCGCUGUAAAGUUCGGAAAGCGACGAAAGAAACACUAAGGCAUCAUCUUCGCUGAGUUCGCAAUAAAGCCAUUUUCUGGGUUGGACAGAUGAUUUCUCAGCUCAAUGAGUGUGGCGUUGCAGUUAAUGGAUACGAGAUACUGCCUUUGUAAUGAUUGCCUCAAGUCCCUUUGGAUGUAAUGAGGCUUUUAGCUCUCUUGUAUUACAAGCAUUUGAAUAAUAAAGAAACGGGUCUUGAUUAAGUUUA